Messenger RNA from Vidua macroura (Pin-tailed whydah), 2250 nucleotides. RefSeq names its product BCL2 family apoptosis regulator BOK (gene BOK). Gene Ontology annotation, cellular component: mitochondrial outer membrane. The coding region runs from base 608 to 1249 and encodes 213 amino acids. NCBI's taxonomy places the organism in Eukaryota, Metazoa, Chordata, Aves, Passeriformes, Viduidae. The record is from RefSeq and is a predicted model, not a curated record. The transcript is spliced from 5 exons. Gene Ontology annotation, biological process: intrinsic apoptotic signaling pathway in response to DNA damage; regulation of apoptotic process; extrinsic apoptotic signaling pathway in absence of ligand. Gene Ontology annotation, molecular function: protein homodimerization activity; protein heterodimerization activity.
CACUUUCUGUUACAUGGAUGAAAUGAUGCUCCCACCCUCACCCUGAAGCCGAGUCCUUGAACGAAGCCCAGUGAAGAACGGCAGAGAGCCUCCUUAAGAGAGAAGAAAGGGGAGGAGAGAGCGUCUCUCUCUGGGUAUAGCAACCCCACCUCCCGGUUAUUUCAUCUUCCUUACAAGGCUAAAGCCAGAAGCUUUCCUCUGCGCCUGGGUCCCUUAAAAGCAGGAGAACAAUCCCCAAGGAUCCCGGUGGAGCGCAGCCGGGAUGUGCGGCUGACAGAGACCGGGAAGGAGGCGCUGGCAGGAGCGCUGUGGAAAGCACAGCAGAGGAGGCUGGUGCUCUCCAGAGAAGUGUGACAGUAACCUAUGAAUCCUAAACCAGGUGUCCAGUGAUGCAGAUCUUCUAAAGAAACAUGAAACCAAACCCAAAAAGAAAUCACUGAGGGGGAAAAAGUGCAACAUGAGAGCUAAAACGAAAAACUGGCCUGUGGAGAAGAGCUGCUGGGAGCUCUGACAGACCUUGAGGACUCCUAGACAGCUCCUGCAGAUUGCAGGCUUUGGCUCAGCCUUCCAGUGAGUGCAUGCAGAGCUGUGGGUUCAGCAGUCCAGCAUGGAGGUGCUACGUCGUUCCUCAGUCUUUGCUGCAGAGGUGAUGGAGGUUUUUGACAGGUCUCCCACUGACAAAGAGCUUGUAUCCCAAGCCAAGGCUCUCUGCAGAGACUACAUAAACUCAAGGCUGAUUCAGGCGGGUGUCAGCUGGAGCAAACCUGAGUACAAUGCCCCAGUGCCUGGGGGUAAGCUGGCCGAGGUGUCCACCAUACUGCUACGACUUGGGGAUGAGCUGGAGUACAUUCGCCCCAACGUCUACCGCAACAUUGCGCGCCAGCUGAACAUCUCGCUGCACUCCGAGACCGUGGUGUCGGACGCCUUCCUGGCUGUGGCCGCGCAGAUCUUCAGCGCAGGCAUCACAUGGGGCAAGGUGGUGUCUCUCUACGCCGUGGCAGCUGGGCUGGCAGUGGACUGUGUGCGGCACGCACAGCCAGCCAUGGUUCACACCAUCGUGGACUGCCUCGGAGAGUUUGUCCGCAAGACCUUGGUGACAUGGCUGAAAAGGAGAGGAGGCUGGGCAGACAUCACAAAAUGUGUGGUGAAUACUGACCCCAGCCUUCGCUCCCACUGGCUCGUGGCUGCUGUUUGCAGUUUUGGUCACUUCCUCAAGGCCAUCUUCUUCGUCCUGCUGCCUGAGAGAUGAGUCUGAGUUGCCAAGCACAACCCCCUUGCCCCAUCUUCUCUCCCACUCCAGAAGCAACAAGAAGUAACUGGAGAAGUAAUUCCAGACUGGUAAGGGCAAUCUCUGAAGAGGAGGAAGAGAAGAACUGGGACAAAAAAAAAGGCUUAUUCUCCUCUCCCAUCAAGUGGGAGCAGAUGAUCAACCACAGUCUCCUGUUUGCAGCCACUCGAGCCUCUCUCACCAUUAAUCCUUCCAAGAAUCUUGUUUCCCUGGGUAACCUGCAUGUGUGGCCUAAGUGUAGCUGGUCCCUGGGCAGCGUGGGACUGUCAGAUGGCUGCUCCUCAUGGCUGUGUUGCAUGCUUCUGCUAGCACCAGGCAGAGGGGAGGAGGAAGGCAACAUUAUUUGAUAUGGGAUAAGAAAACAGGAGAGGGAUAGAGUCCCUCCUUCACUCCAUGUGAUUUCCCUUUCAGUCCUCAGACUUGCCUUGUGUUGAUUCUUGUUGUAACAUUUGUGCUUAAACUUCAUCUCCUCCUUUAUCCCUAACUCACUUGCUGGGCUCUGCCCCAGCACAGCAUGGUGGGUUUUUAAUGACAUAAAACCAAAUAAUCUGUCAAGAGAUGCUUCUCCCUGACAUGUCCUGGAGAUUGGUCUGAGUAGCUGUGUGAGGGGCAGGAUGACAGAGCAAUGUGUGUUUUGUUGACCCCUCUUACUGCACUCACCCCAGUCAAACAGGAGAGCAAGGGGCAGUGCCUUCAAGCAACAGCUCAGGAUGGAAUUUCAUCAUGAAGAAAAAUGUUUUCUGCACUGAGAUUCUGUCAGAACUAAGCAUGUGAGUAGGAAAGGCUGGGGGGCAUGGGCAGAAAUAGGGAAGCAGCAAGUGAACUGGCUGGCAUUGUAAAAGCAGUGAGCUGUGCUGAAAGUAGCUGAUGUAUGUUUCUCCUUUAAUCUCUUUGAAGUACAACUCGUAGUCUUCUUUAUGGCAAACAAUAAAAGAAAGUAAGUGGUAUUUCAUUACUGCAAA